Molecule: messenger RNA, 2359 nt
Organism: Pecten maximus
Lineage: Eukaryota; Metazoa; Mollusca; Bivalvia; Pectinida; Pectinidae
Product: melatonin receptor type 1B-like
Exons: 2
Coding region: 54-1226 (390 amino acids)
Biological process (GO): G protein-coupled receptor signaling pathway
Cellular component (GO): membrane
Molecular function (GO): G protein-coupled receptor activity
Source: RefSeq, a predicted model, not a curated record
UUUUUUUGAUAGAUAUUCUAUAUAGGGUGGAUCUUAUAACUUAUAAGCAAAAAAUGUAUACAGUUACAUGUACCUAUGAAUUCAGAUUAAAUCUAAUUUCUAAACAAGUUCAUCACGAUUCAAUUCAGGUCGCUGGGAAUAAAAGUUUGACCAAUGGGACGAAUUCUUCGGAAGCAGAUUCGAGUCUCGAGAAUGUUUGUAACAGUACGGGAACUGAAGCCGUUGCCGUUCUGCUACCGCCACUUCUGGAAUCCAACUUCUCACUGGCGCUUCUUUACAUUGUACUUAUGUCUGUCUUGAUGGUACUGGGUACUUUUGGAAACGUCUUGAUCAUCAUGAUAAGUGCCUGCAACAAUGCCUUCAACAAAGUUGGGAAGGCCUUCAUGGUGAAUCUUGCUAUAGCGGACUUGUGUGUGGCUGGACUGGCUGACCCCAUGUGUAUACUUGGAGUGAUAAAAGGGGCCACCUUCUUUGAUGACAAGUUGGAACUUUGCCAUUUCAUUGCCAGUAUGUGCCUUACAGCAUGCUUCUGUGCCUUUCUUAGCCUUACCAUGCUGACAAUCAACAGGUGUUUCUACGUCUGUCACAACACCUUUUAUCAGAAAUUUUACACGCGUGUCACAACUGGGUUAAUGUGCAGCAUAUGUUGGAUCGUCGCCUUCCUUUGCGAAUUUCCAAAUUUUGUCGGCUGGGGUGCCCACACUUUCGACGAGAAAAAUCACCAAUGUAUAUGGGACAGAACUGCUUCUCUGUCUUAUUCCCUUUUUGUGUCAAUUUGCUUGAUUGGCGGGCCCUUGGUUGUCAUGGGGAUCUGCAACAUCAGAAUCGUUUUGGAAAUUUGGCAGAAGAAGAAAAACAUAUACGAAUUGGACAGCGACGGUCACUAUCCCUCUCUGAAAGCCUGGAAUGAGACGGUCCGGACAUCCAAGACUCUCUUCAUUAUCUUUACGUUAUUCAUGAUGUGCUGGACACCGUAUGCUGUUGUCAUUGCCAUUGAUAUUGGAGAUAGACUUUCGAUGGAAGUACAUCUCUUUGUGACGAUGAUUGCUCACACUCAUUCCAGUUUAAACUGCAUCAUCUACAUUUUCAGCAAUCAGAGGUUCAGGAGGUCAGCUUUGGGAAUCCUGGGUUGUAGAUGCACACAAAUAAAGGGGCCAACCUCCCAUUCUUCUGAGUCCAUUGAACAAAAGACACUUGGUAUGGUUGUUAAUUCCAUAUCCAUGUAACCUGACAAACUGAUCUAUUUACACAUUCCUAUCGAAAUACGAAACUAACAUCAUCUUAGAUUGAUUUAACGAUUCUGAUUUUGAAGUUAUGUCAUGCCGGUAAUAUUUUCUAUGUGCUACAUAGAAUCUGUUUCUCUCUUUUCUAUACAUGGAUAAUUGAAGUCUUCAUAUCGUCAACAAUUCAGUAAGCUAGGGCAGACAAAACACCGAAUAUCACUCAUACCAACAUAUAUGUUGUACUGUAAAUGUGUGAUUAUUUUCGCGGGGUGUUAAUUUCGCGAUUUCAAUAUGUAACUAUACGCGUGGAGCUAUUUUUUUGCGAUCGAUCCACUUUCGCUUGUAGUUCAAGAUUACGCAAAUUGAUAUAAAAACAAUACACGUGGGGGACAUUUUCGCGAACAAAAGGAGUUAGCGUGAUUAGCGUAAAUUUCCCUCUCGCGUAAAUUUCAAUGUUUACAGUAUAUGUGAACAUAAUGAUGCAUAAAUUGUAACGAAAGCAGGAGCAGAGAAGGAAAGAACCUACUUUAUCAGACGGGUUUCUACAAUGGUUGAGGCGGGGAUACAUUAGGGUUGUACAAAAACAUACAAUAUAUUAUUACCUUUCAUUAAUUAUACUCUAUUAUAUGGCAGUUUCGCCCUUCUUUGCAUCGUCAGGGAUUUUAAGGGUCUGAAGUGUUUAUGAAAGGAGGCGAAAAACAACAGAACUAGAAAAAAAAAGAUAAAAAUAAAUGCCAAAAUCUGGAAAGAAAGGUUUCAUAAUUAAAUUGUUUGCGUUACAUUUCAAUAAAUUUCAUAAUUUUCAAUAUUGCAUUUCAGCAGAACAAUAAGUACAUGUAUAUUUCUUGAACCGUACCACUAUUCGAGUGCAUUACAUUCGAAACAUGACUAGCGUAUGAAAUUGCGACAAUUAUUCGUAAGAAAUCUACAUAUUGUAAUCUCAUCAGAGACAGUAAUAAUUUCAUCACCACAAUCAUCUCUUAAGAAAUCAAUAUCAUUUCAAUAAUGAUGUUAUUUUCAUAUAAAAUCAUUAACUAUUUCAUAUGAGAAAAUAAUUAUGAUUUAUUGAAAUGUUAAAAUGCUUACAUUAUUAGUAAUUUUUUUGGCGCGUGGUAUAUUCAGAAUCAAGACAUACA